AUGGGCAAAGAGCGGCGAAGCCGCCUCGAGCGUGGUUUCCACCCGCGUAUAGGUCGGACGGGUGGCCCCUGGGGAGCUGGGCUCUACAGGACUGUGGGCUUCUCCACUCACGGCAGUGCGAGGGUACGAGCCUCCUCCGACAGCUGGGCUUACAGGCGUUUCCCGGAGGAGAACGAACCCUCCUCCCUCACACGUCCGCCCUCCCUCACCCCGUGUCCACCCCUCAUCCCUCACUCUCUUCUCGCGCCCGGGAGGGUCGAGCAAGUGCACCCCGUUCUAGGCUCCCCUGGCUGGGUCUCGGACCCCAUUCGGACAUCGUUUCGGACCCAUGUCCGGGAUCGUGAAGCGCUUUGUGCCGCUGAUGGACCGCCUCCUGGUCCAGAAGUUGAAGGCGUGCCGCCAUGUGUAGAAGAGGGGGGCAUCCUGCUCCCCGACUCGGCGGCCAAGCCGCCCAACUGGGGCAAGGUCCUGGCGGUGGGCCCCGGCCGCCUGUCCAAGGAGGGGGACCUGCUUCCGAUGAACGUGAAGGUCGGCGACACCGUCGUGGUGCCCGAGUACGGCGGCAUCACGCUCAAGCUGGACGACGAGGAGUACCACGUCUUCAGGGAUGAGGACAUCAUGGGGGUCAUCCAGGAGUGA
This is a messenger RNA of Prorocentrum cordatum, 639 nucleotides long. NCBI's taxonomy places the organism in Eukaryota, Dinophyceae, Prorocentrales, Prorocentraceae. The record is from the annotation of a GenBank genome assembly.